Molecule: messenger RNA, 444 nt
Organism: Rotaria socialis
Lineage: Eukaryota; Metazoa; Rotifera; Eurotatoria; Philodinida; Philodinidae
Source: the annotation of a GenBank genome assembly
AUGUCUCAAUCAUUGACUUAUAGUCAACGUAAUACAAAAUGGCAAAAAAAGUCAUUAAUAACAUAUGAUUGUUCUAUCUGUUUGUCAACUAAUACACAUCAACUUCUUGAAUUACCAUGUGGUCAUAAUUUAUGUUUAUCAUGUCUUCACAUGAUAUGUGCUCAUUCCACAUUAGCUUGUCCAUUUUGUCGUUGUCGUCUUUCGACAUGGCUUCGUCGUAAUCCUGAUUAUUCAAAAUUAAUUAUUACACGACAAUCAAACACAGAGAUUUCAACGAAAAAAAUGAAUAAACGAAAGUUAAAAAUGAAACCAACAUUUGAUGAAAAUGGUAAUAUAUCAGAUGAUUGGUUAUUAGCUAAAAAUAUUCAACAUGAAGAAAUUGACAAAUUUCGAUAUAGUUAUGGUCGAAUAACUCGAUCAAUGGCUAAAAAGAUGGAAACAUAA